Tarenaya hassleriana is the source of this 2047-nucleotide messenger RNA. RefSeq lists its product as uncharacterized. The transcript has a single exon. Bases 226 to 2001 code for a protein of 591 amino acids. The record is from RefSeq and is a predicted model, not a curated record. Lineage: Eukaryota; Viridiplantae; Streptophyta; Magnoliopsida; Brassicales; Cleomaceae.
AUUCCUCUGUGGAAUCGAAACUUUUAUUUCGAAUUUUGAAAGCUUGUGACAAAUGUUGACGAGAUAAAUUUAAUUAAGAGAAUAUAAUUUAAAUAAAACAAUAGGCGAUUAAAAAUGACAAUUGGAUGAUAGUAUCCAUAAUUAAUUGUUUGAUAUGGCCAGCCGUAGCGCAUUACCUACUUGUUCUAUAUUUUUGACGCUUAAUUGACCUUUCUGGCAUCAUCAAUGGAGUCUGAUCACCUUCCUCUGUGCCCCAACGCUCGGUUUGAGAUCAACUCCGAAAAAGAUGGAUAUCGCCCAGUGGUGACGGCGAAUGGCUGUACUGGCGAGAGAAUGGAGACGAGCUUCGAGUCUUUUGGCUCUUCUCAUACCGUACGCCCUCUCCUACGCUGCAACAGCAAAAUCCGCAACUGGGUGGAGUUAGGGUGCGGCUGUUGUGGUCGUGUCGGCAACGACUACACCUAUUACUUCUGCCAUGAAUGCGACGAGAGCUUCCACAGAGAAUGCGUGGAGUCUCCACCUGAGAUGAACCACCCUUACCAUCCCAGACACCAACUCCGUCUCUUCUUCUUUUCCGAAUCACCCCGAAUCUCAUGCCAUUGUUGCAGAUUACUGCCCCCGGGUUUCAUCUAUCUCUGCUCGAUUUGCGACUUCACCAUGGAUGCGAUCUGUGCGAAGAAACGACCACUCCUCGCCAUAGACCACCCGAAAAUUCACGAGCACACGCUCUCCCUCUUCCCCAGGCAAGUUUCCUUUACCUGUAAUGCAUGUGCCCUCGUCAACGACGAUGGCUGGCCUGUAUACGUCUGCCUCCGAUGCGAUUUCAUGAUCCACAGAGACUGUAUCUAUCUGCCACGUGUCAUCAAGAUGUCCCGCCACCCCCACCGCCUCGCCUACUCGCAUGCUCUUCCUUCCGGGGAGCCAUCAUCCUGUGGAGUUUGUCGCCGAGAGGUUAACAUUGAGUUUGGAGGGUACACCUGCACAAAGGGCUGCUCUAACUUUGUUGCUCAUUCGAAAUGUGCGACGAGGAGAGAUGUGUGGGACGGGAAAGAACUCGAGGGAGUACCCGAAGACGCAGAUGCAAUGAAAGACGUCGACCCUUUUGAGCAGAUAGGGGAAGGGAUAAUAUGCCAUUUCAGCCAUAGACACCAUCAUCUGAGAAUCAACGAGGAGAGUCGUGUUUACGACGACAGCAGGUUCUGCCGGGCGUGCACCCUUCCUGUCCAUUACGAUGGCGGAUUCUACAGCUGCAUGCAAUGUGAUUUCACUCUCCAUGAAAGAUGUGCGAAUCUUCCACGCAAGCUUCAUCAUCCGCUACAUCCACAUCCCUUUACCCUGCAAAUCGACAACAUCGGUGACUGGUUCGGCACAGGCUGUUUCAUGUGUAAUAUCUGUCAGAGAAGUUGUUCUGGGUUCAUGUACCAGUGUCCUGACGAGGAUUGUGAUUUCAAACUCGACGUAAGGUGCGCCUCCAUCUCUGAACCAUUUUCAUUCGACGGCCAUCUGCAUCCCCUCUUCCUAACUUCGAGCCCAGGAACCACAAGUUCAUGCCAGGUUUGCCGUUCAGAAGAAAGAAAGGUGCUGAAUUGCAUCGAAUGCGACUUCACUCUGUGCAUCAAGUGCGCUACUCUACCGUAUAGGAUAAAAUACAAGCACGACGGCCAUUUGCUCGCACUCGGUUAUGGCGACGAGGCAAGUGGCAUAUACUGGUGCGAGGUUUGCGAAGAAGAAGUGAACCCGGAAGGUAAGCUAUACACUUGUGAUGAGUGCUGCCUCACUCUUCACGUCGACUGCGUGUUCGGGGUGGACAGUUAUAUAACGCCCGGCCAGACCAUAGUUUACAAGUCUUUGGAGGUCGAGACUCUUCCCAACAACCGUGUUUGCCGACCGACUUGCAAGGUUUGCUGCCGUCGUUGCCAACACCGCAUCGUUUUCAAAGCUUUACCGUCUCGAUAUGUAUUCUGCUCUUUGGAUUGUUUCUUGGAUUUUAAUAGAAUUUGACCGCAUGAAAGCUUUCAUCUUUGAAGUCACGCCUCCAUCAUGUGCU